CUCAGUCUUUAUAGGUGGCGGUAAACACACUGGAGCAGCUUUACAACUGCUCCGCUCACUCACAGUAGAAGAAGAAGAAGACGAACAAGAUGGCGGAACGAGGCUACAGUUUCUCCCUCACCACAUUUAGCCCCUCGGGGAAGCUGGUCCAGAUUGAAUACGCACUGGCAGCUGUAGCAGCCGGAGCUCCCUCAGUUGGCAUCAAAGCUUCCAAUGGAGUUGUCCUGGCGACAGAGAAGAAACAGAAGUCCAUUCUGUAUGAUGAGCAGAGUGUCCAUAAGGUGGAGCCCAUCACUAAGCACAUAGGCAUGGUCUACAGUGGCAUGGGGCCUGACUACAGGGUUUUAGUGCGACGAGCCCGGAAGUUGGCACAGCAGUACUUCCUGGUUUACCAGGAGCCAAUUCCCACAGGCCAGCUUGUCCAGAGAGUUGCCUCUGUAAUGCAGGAGUACACACAGUCUGGUGGUGUGCGUCCAUUUGGCGUAUCAUUGCUGAUAGCUGGAUGGGAUGAAGACCACCCCUACCUGUUCCAGUCAGACCCCUCUGGUGCAUAUUUUGCAUGGAAAGCCACAGCCAUGGGAAAGAACUACGUUAAUGGAAAAACAUUCCUUGAGAAAAGGUAUAACAAUGAUCUGGAACUGGAAGAUGCCAUCCACACAGCCAUCUUGACAUUGAAGGAGAGUUUUGAGGGUCAGAUGACAGAGGAGAACAUUGAGGUGGGGAUCUGCAACGAGGCCGGCUUCAAAAGACUCACCCCAGCAGAGGUGAAAGACUACCUGGCUGCCAUCGCAUGAUCAUGUCCUGCCUGGUGCGGGGGCUCACUGGCCACAUUUCAGGACAAAGACACAGCAGCAGCAGAGUAGCCCAACAGUCUCAUGACACAAACCAUGGUUAUUCAUAUUUUCAUAACUUUACUAUAUUCAAGAUGAUUAAUGCGAGAUGAUAGAAUCCGACUGGUCCAGAGCUAUUUACCGACAAUGAGUGUGUGUGUGUGCAGCUGACCUGGCUACCACUCACAACUGCAUUAACCAGUCUCAAUGGCUGCGAGAUGUCUCAUAACUAAUUGGCUUUGUUGUCAAAUGCGUUACAUGCAAAUGUGAAAUGAGACAGUUGGCUGCUGGUCUUACAGAAAGGAAUGUGGGAUCUGAGUGAGGUCUCAAGUCUUCUGUUGAAUCCUUCACUUUUCUUCUUUCUCAUUUCUGUUGCUACAGCAAUACCAUCGCUUUACAAAUUGAAUACUGUUGCAUUUGGUAUUUUUGCGAAGUGGAACUGCGAAUUAAUUACCUGGCACAAAAACCAAGACUAAUGCCUAUUAGAACUAUGACAUCUAUCUUGGGGGGGGGGGGGGUCGAUCAUCGUGGACAUUGACGUGUCCCUGAUUAUCACCCACCUGCACUUCCAGAAUAAACAAAAGAAAACAAGAAGGGAGGAUACAAUGGAAUAUUAUGAGAAUUUACAGUCAGGAUCUGGUUGCCUGUACAGCAGUUUUACACAUUGUACUUUUUUUCAGGCUAGAAACAAUUCUAGAGUUUGUAUUUUCUCUUCUGUAAUCUGUCACAUUCAAAUAAAAGAAAAUGAGUUUA
Paralichthys olivaceus (Japanese flounder) is the source of this 1583-nucleotide messenger RNA. RefSeq names its product proteasome 20S subunit alpha 2a (gene psma2a). Gene Ontology annotation, biological process: proteasomal protein catabolic process; ubiquitin-dependent protein catabolic process. NCBI's taxonomy places the organism in Eukaryota, Metazoa, Chordata, Actinopteri, Pleuronectiformes, Paralichthyidae. The record is from RefSeq and is a predicted model, not a curated record. Gene Ontology annotation, cellular component: proteasome core complex, alpha-subunit complex; proteasome core complex.